This is a messenger RNA of Carica papaya (papaya), 1559 nucleotides long. RefSeq names its product methylsterol monooxygenase 1-1-like. The record is from RefSeq and is a predicted model, not a curated record. Gene Ontology annotation, biological process: lipid biosynthetic process. Gene Ontology annotation, molecular function: iron ion binding; oxidoreductase activity. Lineage: Eukaryota; Viridiplantae; Streptophyta; Magnoliopsida; Brassicales; Caricaceae.
CCGCCGUGUGGUUUCUCAUGCAGGGCACCAUUAGUUAAAGAAAACAGAUACGACAGAUUCCUUUGUCAAGUUCUCUCUCUCUCUCUCUCUCUCUCUCUCUCUCUCACCACUAAUCCCUUCCUCGUCUUGGAAAAUUCGGCAAAUGUUUUGAUUCACCCCAAUUUCUCACUCUUCUUUCUUCACACCUCAAAUCUGGUCCUCUUCUUCCCCCUUCUCUCUCGCUCUACCUCUGCCAACUGCUAACACUUUCUCUAAAUUCGUCACCCUAAUUGCUGCCGGCGGGGAUAAAAAAUGCUGCCUUACGCCACCAUCGACGAGGCCGCUGCCGCGCUCGGCAGGAACCUCACAUUCGCGGAGACCUUGUGGUUCAAUUACUCGGCUAACAAGUCCGAUUACUUUCUCUACUGCCACAACAUUCUCUUCCUCUUCCUGAUCUUCUCCUUGGUGCCUUUGCCUGUCGUCUUCUUGGAACUCGCUCGAUCUGCUGGUUUCGAUGGGUACAAGAUUCAACCUAAAGUCAGGCUUUCUUUCGAGGAGAUGUUCAAGUGCUACAAGGACGUCAUGCGCAUGUUUUUUUUGGUUGUGGGUCCCCUGCAGCUUGUGUCUUAUCCUUCCAUCAAGAUGAUCGGCAUAAGAGCAGGGUUACCAUUGCCAUCAGGAUGGGAGAUUUUGUCGCAGUUGGUGGUAUAUUUCAUGAUAGAGGACUAUACAAAUUACUGGAUCCAUAGAUUUCUGCAUGGUAAAUGGGGAUAUGAAAAAAUUCACAAGGUUCACCAUGAAUAUACAGCUCCUAUUGGAUUUGCUGCGCCUUAUGCACAUUGGGCAGAAAUUUUAAUACUUGGAAUCCCAUCUUUCCUUGGGCCAGCUAUUGCUCCUGGGCACAUGAUCACGUUCUGGUUGUGGAUAGCUUUACGGCAAAUUGAGGCAAUUGAGACCCACAGUGGAUAUGACUUCCCUUGGACUCCAACAAAAUAUAUCCCAUUUUAUGGCGGUGCUGAUUAUCAUGACUACCACCAUUAUGUUGGAGGACAAAGCCAGAGCAAUUUUGCUUCAGUAUUCACAUACUGUGAUUAUAUUUAUGGAACCGACAAGGGUUACCGAUAUCAAAAGAAGCUCUUGUACAAGUUGAAAGGGGAGCACAAAAGUGAUGGAGUGCAGAACGGAGGCUCUCAUGAUAUUCGUAUUGAGGAUCUUAAACUUGACUAGGUUUGGGACUAGAGGACUCCUUCAGAGAACAAUACCCUUCUAGUAUUCAUUCGCCAAAGACAGCACUUGGAGACGCCUGAUUUCUAGUUGACAUCAUUAAAAGGCUAGAUGGUAAAUUAGUGGUUAAGGUGGGGAUUAACUGAGGUGGUUCAAAAAUAUGCUUUGCCCAAGCUAGCCAGGGGAUUUCAAAUUAUAUGCGUUAAGAGUUCAAGGUUUUGCAUGUAUGUUGGUUUGACCUUGGUUUCAAAUCAAGGAAUCUGUGGAUUAAAUUAUAACUUGCUUUUGAGUUUUGUUCAAUGGUUAAUUCUUCUAGCAUUAAUUCAGACACGGAUGUUAUAUUUGCAAGUGAUAAA